Molecule: messenger RNA, 4131 nt
Organism: Brassica rapa (field mustard)
Lineage: Eukaryota; Viridiplantae; Streptophyta; Magnoliopsida; Brassicales; Brassicaceae
Product: glutathione S-transferase T3-like
Source: RefSeq, a predicted model, not a curated record
AUUUUCGCGACCCGCCUCUUAUUACUGACCCCGUAUGAGCCCGGUUCAUGCCAGGUGUCACCCACCCAUUGGAAACGCGAUCGCGAGUUCACGAGGAGGAAAGCGGAGAGAAAGCAUUUCUCUCAUUUCUCAAAAAAAGCUAGGGUUUCUCUCCGAAAGGCGAUUUUGGUGCGACGGUGACCGUUCUUCACUUUCCUCUAUCUACUCGACGACGGAGUGUCUCCUCUACGAGCCCAGAUGGAUCCCGUGGAAGAUAGAAGAAAUACAAAGCGGCAGGAGGAGUUCUACAACAGUAUGGGACACGUGGCCGAUUCAGAAUAUGGGAUUCCCAGGAGGUGUCCCUGUGGUGGGAGAAUCCGAGACGAGGUUCGCGUGAAGGAGAAGUACGACACUCUGCCUGGGAAACGCUUCUUCACGUGCAUCAACUACGAGGCUGAUGGGUUUCAUUACCGUCAGCCUUGGGUUAUAGGUGUGCAGGAGGAGGUCGAAAGUCUGCGUAGGCGGGUGGAGAAGGCUGAGCAGGUGAUCAAGUUGGUGCCCAAUCUCAAUAAACAUAUCGACACAGUUGAGGCAGAGGUUAACCGCCUCAGUUUGGCGGUUGAUAACCUCACUGCUGAGAUUUAUUCUCUCACUGUGCAGGUCGCAAAUCUGGAAAAGGUCUGCUUCGAAUAAAAACCUUAAGGUAAACACUCAAGCUUAACUAAGCUUAACUGAACUGAAGUAUUUAGCUUGCUCUGAUGAAUGCUGAACUAGAGGUGAACUGAACUAGCUAGAGUAGGUAACUGAACUAGAAAUGAAUUGAACUAGGUAGACUAGGAACUGAAAAACAUUAAUUAUCAGUUGGUUGGUUGCUCUGAUGAAUGCUGUUUUGAAUGCUCUUUGUCCACUUCUUGUACUAGUUUUUUAAAACAGAUUUGAUGUGUAAUGAAUGCCGUUAGAGAACAACUUGUUGUGUAAUUAACUUUAAUGAAUUUUGGUGGUUAGACUUACUUUAAUUGCUCUCUCUUAUCAAAGCACAAUGGUAGUUUAAAAACAUAGUUAGAAGUAAAAAAUCUGAAAACCAAAACCACGUUUAAAACAUCACCCCAAACCAAAAUGGAACCGUUUUCUCUAGAUUCUCCCGGGUUUAUGAACCUUUUAUCUUCCCAGACCAGUCAACCCAUAGACGUAGGGUCCAUAGGCGUAGGGUCUUCUACUGUUCCAAAACCGGUGGAGAGGAAAAAGUGGACAACACAAGAAGACAUUGUUCUGAUCAGUGCUUGGUUGAACACCAGCAAGGAUCCGAUAGUUAGUAACCAGCAGAAGUUAGGGUCGUUUUGGAAUAGAAUAGCAGAGUACUUCAAUUCAAGCCCUCAGCUGAGUGGCUACGCUCCUAGAGAGUGGAGUCAGUGUAAGCAGAGGUGGGGUAGAGUUAAUGAGCAGGUCUGUAAGUUUGUGGGUAGUUAUGAGGCGGCAUUGAAGGAACAAGCUAGUGGUCAAAAUGAGAACGAUGUCAUGAAGUCUGCCCAUGAUAUCUUCUUUAACGACUACCAGCUCAAGUUCACUCUCGAGCAUGCGUGGAGGGAACUGAGGUUUGAUCAAAAAUGGAGAUCAAACUCUGUUUCCAGAGAUGGUCCAAAAGAGAAAAGGAAGGAAGCUGCGGUUACAGAGCCUGAGUUGGAAGAGGUUAGGCCUCCUGGUAUUAAGGCUUCCAAAGCUGCGAAACGAAAGAAGCACGGGAAUGAAGCAGCUCUUGAUCAGAUAGAGAGCAUACUAGCAAAGAAAACUAUCAUAUCAAACCGGAAAAUCCUUGAUCGUCUCUUAGGAAAAAAUGCAGAUACACUUUCUGAUCAAGAAAGGACACUCAAGAAUAAACUGAUUUCCGAAAUGCUUUGAGUUGGUCAGUGGGUAAUUUUUUGUCUGUUUUGUGUUGUCUAUUUCUUUUUGUUUUUUGAGUGUUGUCUAGACUAGAGUGUGAUUUGUGAUUUGUGAUAUGUGAUUUCUUGAGUGUUGUCUAGACUUUUUGUUUAACUUUAUUGAUUCGACUCUGUUUUAUGUUGCAGGUCACGGGUUGCAGGAGGUGGAUGGUUGUACUUGUGUUCCAGUCACGGGUUCACGAUUUCUCUGUUUCUUUUAUGUACCUGUCUUUUAGCUUUAUGUACCUCUCUUUUAGCUCUAUGUAUGUCGGUUUCAAUCACGGGAAAGUGUAGAAUGUUGGAUUUUUCUACACUUCUAUCUUAUGUAAUCACGGGUGUAUGUACCCCUGAUAACUUCAUUCACGGGUGUAAACAUUGUCUCCCUAUAUAUAUUAUGUUUGUCACUUCUCUUUGGCGAUCAUUUAUAAAAUCUCCAAUGCAACUUCUCUUUCUUUCUCACUUGUCUUUGUGAAACACACUGCUUUCCUCAUCCUCCUCUACACCAAGUCUCCAAAGUAUUUGUGUAUCGACCCACUGCUUUCCUCAUCCUCCUUUACACCAAGUCUCUUUCCUUGUAUUUAGGUAAUCACAUAUCUUGAACCGUAGCUUUUUAAACGAACCGUUGUUUUUAAAAAAAAAAAGAACCGUUGUUUUUAAACGAACCGUUGCUUUUCUUACAAGUAUCAUGUAUAUUCUAAUGUACCGUUGCUUUUUUUUAAUAUGAAACACCGAUUUUGUUUGAAACAUAUAUGAACCGUUGUUUUUUUAUAUGUAUAUAAAAUACAAUUUAAAGAAAUAUGUAAUUAUUUUGUUUAAUUAAUAUGAUAAUAAUUUUUUUUUUUUAAUAUGUACAAAGGAUGUCUUCCUCAUCAAGUGAUGAAGUAGAUGAAGCUUUAGAUGAAAUUGUCGACGAAGUAGUCGAUAAUUACAUCGACUCAAUGGUUAAUGCUCAAAUCAACAAGCCGAAGCGACGAAGUUAUAUCGAAAGAGAGCGGGAACUAGGACACAAACAACUAUGGAACGAUUAUUUCGCGGAAAACCCAACAUACCAGCCGGAAAUGUUUAGGCGCCGUUUUCGAAUGAACAAAACUUUGUUCCUUCGCAUAGUCCAAAGCCUAACUAAUGAACUGCCAUACUUUCAGCAAAGAAGAAAUGCUCAUGGAAGGUUGGGGCUAUCUGCACUUCAAAAGUGCACGGCCGCAAUACGUAUGCUGGCAUACGGACAAUCGGGAGAUAUGUAUGACGAAUAUCUCCGACUAGGUGAAAGUACUUCACGUUUAUGUUUGGAUAAUUUCACUAAUGGGAUUAUACAAUUGUUUGGAGCUGAGUAUUUAAGAAGACCUACACCGGCGGAUCUUCAACGAUUACUCGAUGUUGGAGAGGCACGGGGGUUUCCAGGGAUGGUAGGCAGCAUCGAUUGUAUGCAUUGGGAGUGGAAAAACUGCCCAACGGCUUGGAGAGGGCAGUUUACACGUGGUUCAGGAAAGCCGACAAUUGUCUUAGAAGCUGUGGCAUCACAGGAUCUUUGGAUAUGGCACGCAUUUUUCGGUUUACCAGGUACUCUCAACGAUAUCAAUGUUCUUGAUCGGUCUCCAGUUUUUGAUGACAUUUUACAAAGUCGAGCACCUAAAGUUAAUUUCAAGGUCAACAACCACACCUAUCAUAUGGCAUACUACCUUACUGACGGAAUUUAUCCGCAUUGGGCUACAUUUAUCCAAUCCAUCCCACUUCCUCAAGGUCCUAAAGCAGUGCGGUUUGCUGAACGCCAAGAAGCCACUAGAAAAGAUGUCGAACGUGCUUUUGGAGUAUUGCAAUCGAGAUUUGCAAUAGUUAAAAACCCAGCUUUACAAUGGGACAAGGAAAAAAUAGGAAGGAUUAUGAGAUGUUGUGUUAUAUUGCACAAUAUGAUAGUCGAGAACGAAAGAGACGGAUACAAUCAAAUUGAUACAUCAGAGUUCGAGUCGGGAGAGUCAAGCAGAAGUUCCCAGGUGCGAAGAAGAGAAAGUUUGAAUGGCCAUAAUUUCCUUGGCAUUCGCACUGAAGUUCGAAAUUCCGAUAAACAUAAUCGUUUGAAAGCUGAUCUCAUCGAAAAUAUCUGGCAAAUGUUUGGUAAUGUAGAUGAUUGAUCGUUGUAUGUUCAUGAAUUCUCAAUGUAUUGAAUAAAUUUCUUUUUUUAAUAUAUUGGUUAAUGUAAUCAAUUCUUAAUGUAUUCAAUAUUUUAAAACUUAUUAUAUUU